AUGUCUCUCCAGGACCUUAUCCCCGUGGUAAAUAAGCUCCAGGACAUCGUAACCACCACCCAGUUGGCUGACAUCGAUUUGCCCUUGUUAGCGGUGGUGGGUUCCCAGUCUUGUGGUAAAUCCUCUGUGUUGGAGAAUAUCGUGGGCAAAGACUUCUUGCCUCGAGGCACAGGCAUCGUCACCCGUAGACCUUUGGUGUUGCAGCUUAUCAACAUCAAGAAGGAUGACCCUAUAGUGCGCAAUUACAACCCAACUGACUUGGCUGAUGCCAACAACGGGUACUCUCUGUCUUCUGACGAAAUCAACUUGGAAGACCAUCUCAGACAACACGCCAACGGCUCCGCUAAUGGCUACGCACGCUCCACCUCGUCGUUUAAUGAUGAGCCCACCGAGUGGGGUGAGUUUUUGCAUAUUCCAAACAAGAGGUUCUACAAUUUCCAUGCUAUCCGUGAUGAGAUCGCUCGUGAAACUUCCAGAAUCGCAGGCCGUAACAAGGGAAUCUCCAGAUUGCCCAUUAACCUCAAAAUCUACUCGGACCGCGUGUUGAACUUGACUUUGGUGGACUUGCCCGGCCUUACAAAGAUCCCAAUCGGCGACCAACCCACUGAUAUUGAGAAGCAAACUAGAACCUUGAUUUUGGAAUACAUCUCUAAGCCAAAUUGCAUUAUAUUGGCAGUUUCUCCCGCCAACGUCGAUUUGGUUAACUCGGAGUCCUUGAAAUUGGCCAGACAGGUGGAUCCAACUGGCAAGAGAACGGUAGGUGUGUUGUCCAAGAUCGACUUGAUGGACCAGGGCACCAACGCCGUGGACAUCUUAAAAGGCAAUGUUUACCCAUUGAAGUUGGGUUUUAUUGGUGUUGUCAACCGCUCGCAACAGGAUAUCCUGGAGAACAAGUCGUUGGAUGACUCUUUGUAUGCUGAGCAGCAGUUUUUCCAGACCCAUGCAGCAUACCGGGCCAUGGCCAGCAAAUGUGGAACUCGUUACUUGACGUUGACGUUGAACAAGAUCUUGAUGAACCACAUCCGUGAGCGUUUGCCUGACAUCAAGGCAAAGUUGAACACUUUGAUGGGCCAGACAGAGCAAGAGUUGGCUUCAUACGGCGACUUCCCAUCGUUGUCCGACUCUACUGAAAGCAGAGCUGCGCUCAUAUUGAACUUGAUGACCAAAUUCGCUAACAGUUUCGUGAAUUCCGUGGACGGAACCACUUUUGACGAUGUCUCCAUCAAGGAGUUGUGUGGUGGUGCUAGAAUUUACUUAAUCUACAAUGAGGUGUUCGGUUCGCAAUUGGCCUCCAUUAACCCCACCCACAACUUGUCUGUGAAGGACAUCCGAACCGCUAUCCGUAACUCUUCCGGUCCCAGACCAUCAUUAUUUGUUCCAGAGUUGGCCUUUGACUUGUUGGUCAAGCCUCAGGUCAAAUUGCUCGAAGAACCAUCUCGUGGAUGUGUGGAGUUGGUGUAUGAGGAAUUGAUGAAGAUUGUCCACAGUAUUUGCAAUUCCGGAUCCACAGUGGAGAUGAACAGAUACCCAAGAUUGCAGGCCAAACUCAUGGAGGUGGUUUCGGACUUGUUAAGAGAGAGACUUGGUCCUACCAUCAAGUAUGUUGAGUCUUUGAUUGAAAUCCAACAGGCAUACAUCAAUACGAACCAUCCAAACUUCCUUGGUGCUGCAGAAGCCAUGGCUCUCGUGGUUGAAGAGAGACGCAAGCUGAGGGAGAAAGAGCUGAACUCCAAGUUGAAAUUGGCUACUCACAGAAUUCUCAGCAAGCUGAUGGUGAAAGAAGAGGAAAUUAUGGAAGAGGUCGCAGCCAGGGAGCUUGAUGUUAGCCAGAUUGAUGAUGAGGCCAAACCAACUCACAAGAGAAGCGACUCGGGCAAGACCAUUCGUUCCGCAAUGUCGGAUGCUACCCAGCACACGCAGGAAUCGUACUUCAACUAUUUCUUCGGGAAGGAUCCGGUAAUGCACCAACAGCACAUGCAAGCCCAAGCACAGUUGCACCCAACACCAUUUAAGUUCCCACAUUCGCAGGAGCCAACGUUGCAGUUCAAUAGCAACUUUGUGCACAACGUCAACCAUGAGAUGAAAGGAAUGAGCCUCGAUGAUCAAAUGUCGUCUAACGGAUACUCCUCCAAUGCCAACGGUCACUCGAACGAUGACUUCAUUGGACACCAAGAGCCAGACGUGGAUGACAACAUCAGUGAUUUGAGCGAGAGAGAGCAAUUGGAGUGCGAGUUGAUCAGACGGUUGAUUGUGUCUUACUUUGGCAUAGUGAGAGAGAUUAUCCAGGACCAGGUUCCAAAGGCAAUCAUGUGUUUGUUGGUGAACUACAUCAAGAACCACAUUCAAAACAGGCUUGUGGUGAAGUUGUAUAACGAAAAACUCUUUGACGAGUUGCUCCAAGAAGACGAGAACAUCCAGGCAGAGAGAGACAAAUGUCUCAAUUUGUUGAAGACUUACAGGGAGGCUUCCAGAAUCAUCAGCGAUGUCGUUUGA
This is a messenger RNA of Sungouiella intermedia, 2493 nucleotides long. The record is from the annotation of a GenBank genome assembly. NCBI's taxonomy places the organism in Eukaryota, Fungi, Ascomycota, Pichiomycetes, Serinales, Metschnikowiaceae.